UAAACACCGGCAAUCAGAGUUAGUUGAAGGAAAGUCUAAUUGGACUUUAAUCAUUCCGGAGCUCUUUCACCGAGAUGUCGUACCAAGGAUACCAGCAGCUACUUGUGGAGCAGCAGGGCAAGCUGCUCGUGGUGAAGUUCAACAACCCGAAAAAGAAGAACUGCAUCAACAGGUUCACCUACCAGGAGAUGACCCGGGUUCUGACCGAGGUCAACGACGACGAGGGCGUAAACCUAGUGGUUUUCACCGGCGUGGGAGAUAUCUUUACGGCCGGAAAUGACUUGACUCAAUCUGCCCAGAGUGAUGAUAUCGAUGCCUUCUUUAAACAGUCUAAUGCUACUUUUAAGGCCAUGGUUCUGAGUUUUGUGAACUGUAAGAAGAUAGUGUUUGCUUUGGUCAACGGACCGGCAAUCGGAAUUGGAGCCACCAUUGUGGGAUUGAGCGAUGUGGCCUGGUGUUCCGAAACAGCCUACUUCCACACCCCUUUCACCAAGUUGGGUCUCGUCCCAGAAGGUGGUUCCUCCUAUAUGCUGCCCCUAAUCCUGGGCCGUUCCAAAGCCUCGGAAACCCUGCUCCUAAACGAACCCCUCUCCGCCCAGGAGGCCUAUCAAUUCAACUUUGUUUCCCGUGUUUUCAAGACCAACGAACUGGAUUCCGUCAUCUGGCCAAAAUUGCGUCAGUACUCCGAGUUACCCACAAACUCUUUGCUCCAAGGAAAACGCCUCAUCAAGGAGGGAUUCCUGGAGAAGCUCCUCAAAGCCAACGAAGCCGAGUGCAAGCAAUUGCUCUUGCAGUUCCAGCAUCCGGAAUUCUUCCAGGCCAUCAUGGAUUUCGCCAGCCGCAAAGCCAAGUCCAAGUUGUAAAUAAGUUUAAAGUUUAAGUGCCUGAAAUACAUAUUUCCUUCUUUUUUAUUUUUGUCUAAAAAAGCUAUGUAUUUUUU
Molecule: messenger RNA, 940 nt
Organism: Drosophila rhopaloa
Lineage: Eukaryota; Metazoa; Arthropoda; Insecta; Diptera; Drosophilidae
Gene: Dci
Product: enoyl-CoA delta isomerase 2
Exons: 2
Coding region: 75-863 (262 amino acids)
Source: RefSeq, a predicted model, not a curated record